This is a messenger RNA of Globicephala melas (long-finned pilot whale), 2022 nucleotides long. Its product is annotated as tumor necrosis factor receptor superfamily member 10A-like. Gene Ontology annotation, molecular function: TRAIL binding. Gene Ontology annotation, cellular component: cell surface; plasma membrane. Gene Ontology annotation, biological process: TRAIL-activated apoptotic signaling pathway; positive regulation of apoptotic process. The record is from RefSeq and is a predicted model, not a curated record. Lineage: Eukaryota; Metazoa; Chordata; Mammalia; Artiodactyla; Delphinidae.
UGUUUACGUCAACUCGACGGAAGGCGUAGCUCAUUCGCCCCCGCGGGUGACGCAACCCGAGGAUAUAAAGCUAGCGUCAGGCUGAAUCAUUAGACCAUAGAGCCCUGCCCCGCGCAUCCCACAGGCGGCAGGGACGAUCCCGCGCCCCACGAAGCACACUUUCAUUCCUGAUGGCUACUUCGCGGCGACCUGGACAGCGAGCGCCCCGCGACCGCACGUGGCAGCGGGCACAGAGCACACAGGCCGCCUCGAGCACCCGGGCAGGGCGCACCCCCGGUCCCAGGCCUCGGCUGCGGGGCCCCUUGGUUCUCAUCGUCUUCGUCCUGGGUGUCCUGCUGUUGAUUGCAGCUGCUUCAGCCAUGCCCAUAAGGCAGGAAAAAUUUCACCAGCAAUUAGCUUCCCCGCAGGGAGGGAAACACAGCCUCUCAGAGAAGUGUCUACCAGGGUUCCACAUGGAGGAAGCCAGUGGAGAUUGUGCGCCGUGCACGGAUAAGGUGGAUUACACCAAUUAUUCAAACACCCUGCCUUCUUGCUUUCUCUGUAAGACUUGCAAAUCAGAGGAAGAAGAGAAAAGUCCGUGCACCUCAACCAAGGACACUGAGUGUCAGUGCAAACCUGGCACUUUCCGUAGAGAAGAUGCACCUGAAUUCUGCUACAAGUGCAGAACCCGGUGCCCUGAUGGGAUGGUCGUGGCCACGCCCUGUAGCCCUUUCAGCGACCUCACAUGUGUGGACCGAAAAUCAGGUACCCAGGCCAGUGGGGAGGCCCCGGUUCCUGGUGAGACAGUGACCAUGCACCCAAGACUGCCCACCACUCCCUCUUCCUCCUCAGACACUUCACAGCCGGUGAUCAUAUUUGUAGCUGUAAUAGCUGGCUGUUUCCUGCCGGGGAUCGUAUAUGUUUUCUGGCGGUGCUGCAUUCAAGGUCGUGGUGUGGACCCUAAGUGCAUGGACAGGGUCCUCUUCUGGCGCUCACAUCCCUUAAGAGGUUCUGGGGCUCUGGACAAUGCCCACAACAAUAUGCUGAUCAACAGAGAUUCGCUGAUUGAGCUGGUCCCUGAGCAGGAGGCAGAAGAGCAGGUGAGGCCGACAGAUGCCACGGCCCAGUCCCAGGGGGAAGCAAAGCGUCUUCUGGAACCAGGAGAAGCUGAAGCGUCUCACAUGAGAAGGCUGCUGGUUCCAGCAAACGGUGCAGACCCCACUAAAAGCCUGAAGCUGUUCUUUGAUUACUUUGCAACCAUCGUGCCGUGUGACUCCUGGGAUUUGCUCAUGAGGCAGUUGGGCCUCACGCAAAAUGAGAUCCUUCUGGUCAGAGAAGGGGUCCGGGUCCCUCGGGAUGCCUUGUAUGCAAUGCUAGAGACCUGGGUCAGCAACAAGGGACGGGAGGCCUCAGUCAACACCCUGCUGGACGCCUUGGAAAAGCUGGGGCAAAGAUUGGCAAAGGAGACAAUUCAGGACCACCUGCUGGACUCGGGAGAGUAUGUCUAUGAAGAUGGUGAAGCAGGCUCUGCUGUGUCCUGAGUGUUUGAGGACCUCAGCCUUUCAGUUGAAGACACUUUUUUAUCAUAAUAGACUUGCACUUUUCAUUUGUAUUUGUUAUUUGUAUUUGUCAUUCAUGUUGAUAUGUAUGCAUUUAAUGAUGUGUAACAUAAUACACAUCAUUAAAGUGCAAACAUAUUGUGAAUCUUCAUACUUUAAUGUUUAUAUAUAUAUAUUUAUAUAAGUGUAAAAAAAAUUUUGCAAAUAUACUUUCUAGGUUGUUUAUGUGGGUUACCUGGAUGAGAGCUGGGAAUCAAAAACAAUUAGAAAUACAAAAGGAGGAAAUUCCCUGGCAGUUCAGUGGUUAGGACUCUGCGUUUUCACUGCUGAGGUCCCAGGUUCAAUCCCUGGUCGGGGAAUUAAGAUACCAAAAGCUGCGAGGCAAAAAAAACAAAGCAACAACAACAAAAAGCACAAAAGAACAAACACAAAACAACAACAACAAAAAAAGCAAAAAAAAAAAAAAAAAAGGAAAGGAGAAAAA